Molecule: messenger RNA, 1910 nt
Organism: Micropterus salmoides (largemouth bass)
Lineage: Eukaryota; Metazoa; Chordata; Actinopteri; Centrarchiformes; Centrarchidae
Product: interferon-induced protein with tetratricopeptide repeats 5-like
Exons: 11
Coding region: 148-1635 (495 amino acids)
Biological process (GO): defense response to virus
Cellular component (GO): cytosol
Molecular function (GO): protein binding
Source: RefSeq, a predicted model, not a curated record
AGACUGCUUUUCAGUUUCAUUACCUGAGUUUCUGUUCAGUCUGUGAAGUCACAGCAGCCAGAUCGAUAACACAGUAACUCUUCUUCAUCUUCAUCUUCAUCUUCAUCUGGACCUUCUUCCUCUCAGAGCAGGGUUUGUGAUUUCACUAUGAGCAGCUCUCUUCACUCCAGACUGCAGAAGCUGCAGAGUCGCUUCACCUGGGAUCUGAAGGAGGAGGACAUGGACCUGGAAAACCUCAGCAUUCGACUACAGGAGCAUAUAGACCUUCAGCUGGGACAGCAGAGUGCAGUGGCUUUGUCCUACAGCUUCUUGGCUUAUGUCAGGUAUCUUCAGGGUCGACGACAGGAGGCGAUGUCACUUCUCAACCAAUCAGAGGAGAAGACCAGGGAGUGUUACGGUGAGGAGAGUGAGCGGCGGCUCAUCGUGACGUACGGAGACCAGGCCUGGCUGAAAUACCACACAGGAGACUACAAACAGUCACAUAGUUACUGCCAGAGGGUGGACGACAUCCUGGUGAAGUAUCCUGCUGGUUCUACCACAGUUCUCCACCCAGAGGUAUAUGGAGAAAAAGCUUGGACCUACCUUAAGUGUUUGAAUUCUUACUACCCCAAAGCCAUUGACUGUUUCCGCAAAGCGUUAGAGCUGCAGCCUGAUGACAGCGAGUGGAACGCUGGCUGCGCUAUUGCCCUCUACCGCACAGAACCGAGUGAUUUAGAAACAUCCCAGGAAGAUGAGGAGUCACCGGCCAUCAAACAGCUUCGGCGAGCCCUGGAGAUCAACCCUGAUGAUGGUGUUCUGCUGUCGAUGCUGGCUCUGAAGCUGACCGCCCACAAGAAGCACCAAGAGGCUGAAGCCCUGGUAGAGAGAGCGCUGGAGAAGGAUCCUGACAACCCUCAUGCAAUUCGCUACAUAGCCAAAUAUCUUCGCAUUCAGGGGGAGGAUAGGUGGUCUAUUGAUCUGCUGAGGCGAGCACUGAAGAGGACCAACCAGUCAGCUUUCAUCCACCACCAGCUGGCUAUGUGCUACAAGAAAAAGCAGCAUAAAUGCAAGACCAGCAAGGCCUUCAACAAACAAGAGGUGAAGCAGUGGAAGCAUCUGCGUAUUCAACACCUGGAAGAAGCCGUUAAGAUAAAGCCUUCAUUUGUUGUCGCAAUUGCUGAUCUGGCACUGCUGCAUGGACAGGAAAUGAAUUUAAGCAGGGCUGAGGAGCUGUUCCAACAGGCAUUUCAGAAUUUAGCAACGGACAAAGGCGCUACUCAGGCUUUCCAUCUGAACUAUGCUGACUUUUAUCUCUAUCACACCAAACAGGAAGCUAAAGCGAUCCCUCACUACAUUGAGGGUCUGCGUUUAACACAGGACACAUGGGAGUGGAACAGUGCGUUAUGGUCUGGUCAGGACUCUGGGUUUGCCUUUACAGAGAGUGGCUCCAAUAACCAGAAGCUGAAGAUGAUCGCAGAGCGGCACCUCUCCUAUGACAAGAACGACGCCCAGUCUUACGGCCUGUUGGGUCUGGUGGCCAAAGCUGAAGGCAAAAAGAAGAAAGCUGAGGAGUUCUAUGAGAAAGCUCUGGACUGUGACGAAAACAACGAUGAGUACCUGUCUGCUCUCUGUGAGCUGCGCAUGGAGCUGCAGUGAUGAAGCACAGAGAUCAGAGCCCCGUUUCAGAAAGCAGGUUCAACAAACUCUGAGUGUAAACCUGAACUCUGAGUGGGCAAACUCAGAGUUUGCCGUUUCAGAACAGCUGAUCAGAAUAAGUUCAGUCAACCCUGAGUAUAUUGAGCCUGAUUGAAGCGCGUGCGUGGGGAUGAAAAAAAGCCUCAUCAAUGGAGCUCCGAUACUACAAUUCACCAUGGCAACGGGUAAAUAAAGGCAGAGCCUCCAUUUUAAUUGGGUGGAGCUAGAAAUAUGAA